Messenger RNA from Hippocampus comes (tiger tail seahorse), 654 nucleotides. RefSeq names its product CD302 antigen-like. The record is from RefSeq and is a predicted model, not a curated record. Bases 84 to 632 code for a protein of 182 amino acids. The transcript is spliced from 4 exons. NCBI's taxonomy places the organism in Eukaryota, Metazoa, Chordata, Actinopteri, Syngnathiformes, Syngnathidae.
GUCCGAACUGGUGGGCGGGGCGAUCUCUCCGUGCAGAAGAAACAAGUGGGGAGUUUUGCUGCUUCUUGUGGCUCUUUUCUGUCAUGGAGUUGCCGCAGAAAAAUGGUCGUCGUGCUGCGUCCCUGACGUGCUGCUUGUGUGUGCUUCUUCUGCAGCUGCAGGCGGCUUGGACUGGAGACUGUCCCUCCGAUGGACGCACCUGGGUGCCCUUUAAAGACAGAUGCUACCACUUUGUCCACGGAGAAGAAGACAAACUCAAAGUGUAUAAUUUUGAGAGUGCCAAAAGCCUCUGCCCACACUCUGAGCUGCUGUCCAUCCAGAGCGCUGAGGAGAAUGACUUUGUGGUUAAAUAUAGUCCCGAGGUGUGGAAAGGCGAAGUCAACGUGUGGCUCGGAAUGUAUUACGAUACAAACAGUGAAGGCAUGAUGUGGUUCGACGAAGAGCCGGUCAAGUUUACCAACUGGGAACCGGGCUCGUCCCCGUCGGACUUUGUGCCCAUGGAAACGUGCGUGGCCGUGCACAGCGACACGGGCAAGUGGGAACGUGUCAGCUGCUUGGACGAUCUGGAGAACGGAGUGGUCUGCGAGACGGCUCAGAGUACGGCUUCACAUCUCCUUCGUACGAGACGCUGAUCCAUCUCUGAAGCGCUUUUUU